Molecule: messenger RNA, 2997 nt
Organism: Lindgomyces ingoldianus
Lineage: Eukaryota; Fungi; Ascomycota; Dothideomycetes; Pleosporales; Lindgomycetaceae
Product: DUF747-domain-containing protein
Exons: 3
Coding region: 46-2964 (972 amino acids)
Biological process (GO): maintenance of protein localization in endoplasmic reticulum
Cellular component (GO): endoplasmic reticulum membrane
Source: RefSeq, a predicted model, not a curated record
CCACCGCCAUGCUUGCCGCAACACCUUCUCGCUCUACGCGCAAAUAUGAAGGGACUAGAUGAUAUGAUUGUGAGCGGCGAACCCGGCGUAUCUAAGAUCGAGCAGCUUCCUACGCCCGCGAUUUCUCCGAUACAUGGAAAUGUGGCUGUACCACGUCGUCGCCGCGAUUCAAACGAUGCCAAACGGGUGGGAAUGGUAGAGAACGACAGGGACAUAGAAGGGGGAUUUGAUUGCAGUAGGAGUCUUAGCGCGAGCUCGAGUAGUAGGCGACAGAGCAUCAAUGACGAGGCGGUGUUGUCGGAUACGAGCGCGAGCGAGAGGGCCCGACAUCCGCAAAUCACAAGACCGGGCGAUGGGAGAAGGAAGAGCAGUGUAAGCGAGCAGGAGAAACUACUGAAGCUUAGUCCGAAGCAGAUACUUGAGUUGACGGGUGAGCCUGCGAGUAUCCCGGUUCGAACGGCGACACCAAUCCUUGAGGAUGUGUUGGAGGGGGAGCGGAAAGAGGAUUGGGCGAUGGGGUUGUUGGGAGAACCAAUUGAGUUGAAUAAGGCCGGCGUAUUGCAUGGGGAGAGGGCAAAGGGCAUGACGAAGAACCUGGGAGUGAAGCAGGAGAGGGAGAUUGCGGCUAUCAAGAGCCCCUCUGGCGAGUGGAAAUAUGGCCGUCCCGGAUUGAGCUCGAGAGCGCUGUCUACACCGCCAGUAAUACGGAGGAAACAAUCAAGUCAGAGGGCCCAGGGGCAUGCUUAUGAGGGCGAGGGAGAGAAGAGGUCCACGAGACCAAUACCUCCACCGUUGAACCUCGACCAUAAAGAUCCUACGAGUGGAUCAAAUCUGAAGCCUCCUGUGACGCAGGACAGGGAACGCGAUACCCCAUCACCGAUGCCAGCUUCAAUGCCAAUCCCACCUCUCUCAAUCCCUACCUUCCUCUCCCUCGAACUCUCUGCGGACAGACCCUCGCCACUAUUCAUCUACCGACCCUCCACCACCGACUUCCCCUACGAAUCAUCGAAAAUCAAAUACGAACGCCUAGUAAACUUUCUCUUCCUUCCUCCGAAGCUGGAAGCAAUCCUCGGCUUUGGAGCCCUCGCUUGCUUCGACGCUUGGAUGCACGUCCUCACCAUCCUACCGUUACGCUUUUUCCUCGCUCUUGGGAUCCUGGUGAGAUGGUGGGGCUCCGUGAUCGUUAAGGAAUUCCGCGAUAUUGCGAGCUUUGUGUAUAGGGGACUCGGCAGGUUAUGGCGGAGAAGAUGGAAGAACGCGGAGAAGCCUUCGCCGGUGCUGAAUCAGCCAGUUGAAGAGGAAGCUACAACAAGAUCGCGGAGGCCGUCUGUUUCUACUGCCACUUCUACUGCUGUGUCGCCAAAACCUGCAACGACCUUGAGAGAGAAUGGAAAUGUGACGUUAAAUGGUUCUAUGCUAGAAUCGAAGGGGAAGCGUCUCCGAAGUUCCAGGUAUAGACAUCGGAGAACGAAGUCGACACCCUCGGCUCUCCUUCCGAGCCAUAAGGCAGAUAUCUUAAAGGGGCUCUUGGUCAUUUCGAGUUGUGCAAUUCUCAUGCGCUUUGAUGCGAGUAGAAUGUAUCACGGUAUUCGUGGCCAAUCGGCUAUCAAGCUAUAUGUUAUCUACAACGUCCUCGAGGUUUGCGAUCGCCUUUUCUCCGCCCUGGGCCAAGACGUCCUUGAAUGCCUAUUCUCCCGUGAAACCCUCGACCGUAAUCCAGACGGUCGCAGCAAAGUUAUCCGUCCCUUUUGGAUGUUCAUCCUUGCUCUCGUCUACAACGUAAUCCAUGCCACGGCACUCUUCUACCAAGUAAUCACACUCAACGUUGCUGUAAAUUCCUACUCCAACGCACUUCUGACUCUCCUCAUGUCCAACCAGUUUGUUGAGAUCAAAGGCACCGUGUUCAAGAAAUUCGAAAAAGAGAAUCUUUUCCAACUCACUUGUGCCGACAUUGUUGAGCGUUUCCAACUUUGGUUGAUGCUCCUCAUCAUCGCUAUGCGGAACAUCGUCGAAGUCGGUGGUCUCAGCAUUCGCAGCAGCGAAUCCUCUUCGUCCUCAUGGGGGGGUGCUUUCGGAGGCGGGAACUCUAGUACUGCUUCGUUCGCAACACCAAGUAUUGUCCCGCUCAGUUUCACUGUGUUUCCAAAAUGGAUUGGGCAAGUUCUGAAUCCUUUUUUGUUGGUGCUGGGCAGCGAGAUGUUAGUGGAUUGGUUAAAACAUGCCUACAUUACCAAGUUUAACCAAACGAAACCGGAAGUCUAUGACAAGUUCUUAGAUGUACUUGCGAAGGAUUAUUACUCGAAUGCCUUCACAGACCCCAACUUAACUCGCCGUCUUGGCCUGCCUGUCCUUCCACUCGCAUGUCUCUUCUUCCGCUCCGCCAUCCAAACCUACCACAUGUUCAUCGCAACCCACAUGCCGCUCCCCUUCCCCUCAACCGCCACCUCCCUUACGACCGAGUCUGCGACCACCUCUUCCCCCGCCACAACCGCUGCCCUCCAACACAUCGACCAAAUCUUCCGUCGCGCCCUCGGCCGCUCCGCCUUCGGCGCCGGCGGAAACGGUGACGCGUCAUCCUGGUGGACAUUCUGGAGAUGGGAUCUCGACGACACGAUCGCGUUCGCGACCAUGGCUAUCGUUUUCCUAGUCGCGUAUCUCUGUUUCUUAGCGAUUAAACUCGUUCUCGGGAUGAUUUUGCUCACACUUGCACGGAAUAGAUAUCACGGGAUGAAGGAACGGGAGAGGAUGAAUGUGGAGACGGGCGGGAAGAGGAUUGGGGGGUGGGGUGUAGUGGAUGUGGAUGAGGAGAAGAGGAGAUGGAUUUAUAAUGAUGAUGCGGAGGGGUUAAGGGGUUUGAGAGAGAGGGAUGAGAGACAGAGGGGUAAGGAACAGAGGGAAAAGGAGCAGGGGACGGCGUUUGGACAUGUUAGUCGGUAUGCUAUGGUUGCUAAGAGGAUUUGGUGAAGGGAGAAGAGGGGUGAGUUGGUGGAAAGUAGC